AUGCCGCAGCUCCAGAGCAUGGUCCGGACCACGUGGUACGGCAAGGACAGCUACUUCUACGUGCGCGGCGACCCCAGCGCGCCUCAGACUUGCGCGCUCAACCAGGUGCUGUCGCAGAUGCCGCCCUACCGCAUGCGCGGCCCCCAGUCCGCUGCGCCCGUGUCGGGUGCAGAGCGCCGCCUGACGUCCUCGCCGUCGCUCGUUGCGCACAGCGUUGAGCUGAUCAGGGUGGUGAACACAACGGUCGGGGCGUUGCUGAACUACUCCGCGGAGCUGCCGAUCGAAGUUUCGGGGCAGCUGCCGUCCAUCCAUGUCAACGCGACCAUGAAUGGGCUAGCGUGCGGAAUCGUCAGCACCUCGCCCAUGGACCUGGGGAAGCUGGGUCAGGGGCCAACGGGCUGGUAUGCGGAGGCGACGGCCGUGGACCUCGACGUGGUUUUGGGAAAGCUCUGGACCAUGCAGAGCUCCCAGGACCUCGAGCUGGUCGCUCAGGUGCGCGAAGGGGACAGUCUCCUCGGCGACAUGCUGGCCGGGCUGCGCUUCAACCUGACAGGUCCCGCCGAUGGUGCUGGACGCCGUCUUCUGGGGCAGCCAGAGCCUUCGGGCGAAGGCUCUGGCCUCGACGCGGCUCUGGAGGUGGACAGCACCCCGGAGGCGGUGCUUGUGCAGGGCAGGAGACUCGUGAGCAUGAACCUGGGGCUUCCCGUGGGCAUCGGGAACGUGACCUUUCAGCUGAGGGACCACCUGGACCGCCCCGCCGCCUCGGUCCUCCUGCAGCAGACCGGGCCCCUGGCCAGAGAGCUCGCCGUGUCUUACAGCAUCCGGGUGGAGGGCCAGGAGCAGGGGGAGGCGGCGCGGGCGCUCCUGCGGACCCUGGCCGGCAGGCAGGGCGGCUCGGUCGGGCUUCGCGACGGCCAGAUCGCGAGGCGCGACGAGGAGUUCUUCUGGGAGGGCGCGGGCCUGUCGUCCCUCCUCGACAGCGGCUGCCAGGGGCAGGGGUCGGCCGGGUGCGCGGCCAGCGGCCCCGCUCUGCGCGACCGCGUCGCCUGCCUCGCCGACCGCGCGGCGCUGCCGGACGCCGACGUCGGCCCCGCGUGCGCCGAGGCGCUGGCGCUGGCGUCGGCGGGCCCGUUCGACGUGCUGAUUCCGAGCACUUGA
Molecule: messenger RNA, 1158 nt
Organism: Prorocentrum cordatum
Lineage: Eukaryota; Dinophyceae; Prorocentrales; Prorocentraceae
Source: the annotation of a GenBank genome assembly